Molecule: messenger RNA, 1418 nt
Organism: Exaiptasia diaphana
Lineage: Eukaryota; Metazoa; Cnidaria; Anthozoa; Actiniaria; Aiptasiidae
Product: sin3 histone deacetylase corepressor complex component SDS3
Exons: 15
Coding region: 143-1330 (395 amino acids)
Biological process (GO): negative regulation of transcription by RNA polymerase II
Cellular component (GO): Sin3-type complex
Molecular function (GO): histone deacetylase binding
Source: RefSeq, a predicted model, not a curated record
GUAGCUUUAUAGCAAAAAAAACUGAGCCUUCAAAUGAGGAUUUUUUUCCAAGACCCUCUUGAAAUYGCUCUAAAAAUCAAUCCAUUUAUGAACUAAGAGCUGGUCGUCUUCUCAAAUCUGAAGGACGGUGUUUGAAAUCAACAUGCCAAAACCAAAAGGAAGCCAUUCGACAGCAAAGACGAAGACACAGAAGAAUUUACGAAAGAAAACUUCUUUAGCUAAUGGAAAAUCUUCURCUGUGGUUAGAAAAAAGAAAAAGUCAUCAACAGGCGGUACGAGCCCACGAAGCGAUUCAUCAGCUAACAGCGUCAGUCAGGAAGACGCAGGCGCAGGAGUUCCAACAGUSAAAGUCAAUAUGGCGGCUAUUUAUUCGAGGGAACCAAGUUUUGACGAUAACCGGUCCGAUUUAUUUGACGAUGAUGAAGAUAACAGAGGAUUUUUGCGACAUAAUGAGUCAGACGAAGAUACUGAAGAUGCUAGUGAGACUGAUAUGGCCAAACUUGAAGAAGAAUUUACUGAAAUGAAAGAACAAAUGUACCAAGAAAAGCUGAAAGACUACAAGCAACAGCUACACCUGCUGAAUAUGGGAAAGCAUGAAGAAUACAUGAGGCGACUAAAAGAACUUGAAAAAAUCAGAGAUGAACGAUUACUAAUCACAGAAAUUUGCAGGAACUAUGAGUUUGAACUAAUUGAAAAAGAACAUAUCAAGGAAAARAGAGCAGUGCAGGAGGAGUAUGAGCAAAAGAAAAUAGACUUGAAAGAUACUUUGCUUUCUGAGCUACAAGAAAAGAAAAGAACAAUCGAAUCGGAGAGAGUCUCAAUGGAACUAACUGGAGAUUCUGUUGAGAUAAAACCAGCUGUUACAAGAAAGCUGAGACGAAGACCAAAUGACCCUUUACCUGCACCAGAAAAGAGAAGAAAGACUUCUCCUCAGAUCAACUACCUUCUUGACGAAGAUGAUAUAAUGGAGGAUCUACGAGCUCUGAAUAAACUAAUUCCUUCCAGAGAAACAACAAGUUCUCCAGCUCUUUCUCAAGGUAAAAGCAACAGCAGAGUCAAGGGAGGCAACAACAGCAAUCACUCAGAUCAUGGCCAUGCAGACUCUAGGAUAGAUGACGGAAAGUUAUAUUAUGAAAAGAAAUGGUUUCACAAGGGGAAUAGUAUUAUUGUAGAGAAUAGAGAUGGAGCAAAAUACAGUGGGAUAUUGUAUUCAGUGGGUCAAAAUGAGGUUGUUAUAAAGAAAACAGACAACACAAAAACGAAGAUAUAUCUGACAUCUCUUCAAAAAGGCAAAUUUACUCUUAAAAAGAAGAGCAACAGCACAUCAUGAAACACAUUGUAUUAUAGUUUCUAGCUUGUUUUCACCAUGUAUUUAAUGUAAGAUAGACUAAUAAAAUAAGAUACCAUAUACUGUCAAA